AUGCAGGAUGCCGAUGUACCCCUCUAUCUCCAUGCAGAAUUCCUACCAAAUAUCCGCCAGAUAACCCUUUACGUCUCCCUUCCUGGGACUGCAACAUUUGAUGGAAUCCGACCAGAUAUCCAACUUUCAGAAUCAAGAAAAGCAGUCACAGUUUGCCUAUCAAAACCAUUUCAAUAUGUCACAGAAACAAUCAAACUACCAGCACGCGUUAAUGACGCGUCCCGGCGCGUGUUGAAAUCAAUAUCUGGGCCAGCUCCAAAAUCAGAUCCCAAUGGUGCUGGGGAUCCCAGCUAUGAUUUUUCUUUCCGAAUGCAGGUCGAUCCCGACGAAGAGGCGCUGGCGCCUCAAGAUGAGCUAAUCGAUGAAUUUGCACCCUGGACAGCGGAGGAAAUGUCGUCCUCGACUCGUAUUCGUUGUCGAGAGUGUGAACAUGGUUUUCUUGAUUCGUCAUCAAUAUCCGAGUCGGCUGAUCAGGGAACAGGCGAAAGCACUACCCCCGGAUGGACCUGGAAAGAUCUUCCGAGUGGCAACUGGGCUGAAAUGAUGGAUUUCUGGCAUUGCCACAAACCUGACCCCCACGAAGGCCACGAAAAAGAUGAGAAAGACUCUGCGCUUCAGGUCGAGGAUCAAACCGCGCAGAAUAAAGGAUAUGGUGCGGAUAGCCACGUUGUGGCUAUUUCCGGGACAGUUUUUGUUGAUGUUGCCACUUUCCUUCUUGCUGAGACAGACUGCACAGGAUUGAAAAAGGGUGAUGACGAAGAGGAAAAAACCAACAUUGAAGUCUCAGCACAACGAACCCUCGACUGCGCAAGCUGCAGUUCCAUAAUCGGCAUGGAAGAUCCAAUUGCUAAGGGAUGGCGACUCCUGAAGGCCAACGUAUCCUUGAAUACCUAUUCACCCAGCUGUGGGGCAGAAAAGGCGAAAUGGGAGGUCCACCCAACAGAAACCAUUGUUGCUGCACAGUUGCUUGAGUUAAUCGAGAGAGAAAGCGCUCGGCGAUUCGUCGUUCAUUGUGGCCAGAAGAGCGGCCUCGUGCUUUGGGUCUUCAAUCCAGACAUGCGAUACUCGAAUUCUAGCGCAGGCUGCAGUAUCAUGGCUCAGCAAGCGAUGAAGGUAUUCUACCAAAAGACUCCCGAUGUGGAUGAAUUGCUCCAUCCAGAAAUUGGGAAUCCCUCGCCCUUGUCGGUGGAAGAGUUGGAGUUGCCAUCUAUGAUAUUCGAAGCAAUGUCGCAAGCGUUGACUAGGAGUAAUAAGAUGCUCCCGCUGUCUGCGAGGCGGUUUAACGAGUGGGACGUUGGGCUUUUGAGUCGUUUCAGGCGCGAGAAAGCCUGA
Penicillium concentricum is the source of this 1332-nucleotide messenger RNA. Its product is annotated as HECT-type E3 ubiquitin transferase. Gene Ontology annotation, molecular function: ubiquitin conjugating enzyme binding; cyclin binding; ubiquitin protein ligase activity. Lineage: Eukaryota; Fungi; Ascomycota; Eurotiomycetes; Eurotiales; Aspergillaceae. The transcript is spliced from 3 exons. Gene Ontology annotation, cellular component: ubiquitin ligase complex; nucleus; cytosol. The record is from RefSeq and is a predicted model, not a curated record. Gene Ontology annotation, biological process: protein monoubiquitination; proteasome-mediated ubiquitin-dependent protein catabolic process; protein polyubiquitination. The coding region runs from base 1 to 1332 and encodes 443 amino acids.